ACUGUGCCAACAACAACUGCACCAACAUCAACUGUGCCAACAACAACAGCUGCACCAACAUCUACUCAGACAUCAACAACAACGGCACAAAUAUCCACUGAGGUAACAACCACAAAACCAACAUCUAUUCAGCCAACAACAACAGCACCAUCAUCUACAGUGCCAACAACAACAGCAGGACCAACAUCUACUGUGCCAACAACAACAGCAAUACAACCAACAACUUCUGAGUCCACAACAACAACAGCACAAACAACUUCUUUGCCAAUAACAACAUCAUCACCAACAUCAACUGUGCCAACAAAUACAGCACCAACAUCUAAUGUGCCGACAACAACAGCUGCACCAACAUCUACUCUAACAACAACAACAGCAGAGCAAACAACUACUGUGCCAACAAAAACAGCAGAACCAACAUCUACUGUGCCAACAACAACAGCUUCACCAUCAUCUACUCUGACAUCAACAACAACAGUACAAACAUCCACUGAAGUAACAGCCACAAAACCAACAUCUAUUCAGCCAACAACAAGAGCACCAUCAUCUACUGUGCCAACAACAACAGCAGGACCAACAUCUACUGUGCCAACAACAACAGCAGCACCACCAACAACUACUGAGUCCACAACAACAACAGCACAAACAUCUUCUUUGCCAACGACAACAACAACACCAACAUCAACUGUGCCAACAACAACAGCACCAACAUCUACUGUGCCAACAACAACAGCAGGACCAACAUCUACUGUGCCAACAACAACAGCAACACCACCAACAACUUCUGAGUCCACAACA
Myxocyprinus asiaticus (Chinese sucker) is the source of this 795-nucleotide messenger RNA. RefSeq names its product salivary glue protein Sgs-3-like. NCBI's taxonomy places the organism in Eukaryota, Metazoa, Chordata, Actinopteri, Cypriniformes, Catostomidae. The record is from RefSeq and is a predicted model, not a curated record. The annotation marks the transcript as partial. The transcript has a single exon.